CCCGCCCCCUCCUCCAGUUAGCACUGCUCCGGUCACUUACUACAAAAUGGCUGCACGAGCUCCUCCAGCCGCGACGACUACUCACUGAAAACACUGAGAAAAGAAGCGGUAAUUACGAGUCAAGAACCGUUUGAUGGAAGACAAGAAAAGGAAAAAGCAAGAAGACAACAAAAAGAAAGAAGCUCCGCCGAAGAAGGAUACCGAACAGAUAACCAAAGUGCCAGACUCUGUCAAGCUCGACCCCGUCCAUCCUGUACCCCCUGCUGAUCCCACCGUCACCCCGCCGCCGGUACCCCCAAGCAGUGGCGAUGGCAAGCGUGGCCUCUGCGGAGGCCAACUUCAAACCGCCCCACAGACUCCCCUCCAGCCGCGCCACCCGGCCAGCAGAGAGGUGCCCCCGCGCUUCCGUCAGCAGGAGCACAAGCAGCUGCUGAAGAGGGGUCAGCCACUACCUCCCGGCACCCUGCCUCUUGUCGCUGCUGAGCCCGCAGCAGCAGCUGCCAUACAUUGUGACCCCUGUUCAACCAACCUGCCUACAGAACUGCCCCCACAGAGCAGCCUGGGAGAUCAGUAUGAUAAUCCCCUCUGGGGACACCUGCCAGCCGACAGAAGUGCAGCGACUUCCUCUAAUACAAGUUGCGGCGAUCAACUGAUCAUUGACCAGAAGGACACAAAGGCUUGGCCUUCUAUUACUCUUAGCCAGAAGGCCUCUCAAGGAGGAUGCAUUUUUAAAACUGACCCUGGUCACCUGACCAGCAGCAGUAGCACUUGUAGUACCAUUAGUAACUGUAGUAAUAGUAGUAAUAAUAGUGGUUGGUAUUGUAGUACGAGUAUGGCCACUGGGGCCAAUAGCCAGACAGGCCACUUUCCUGUCAACCACCUAAGCAGUAAGGCCAACACUGGACUCAGCCCUGCCAAUCAUACUGGAACCAACAUGCACUCAAGCCAGGUUGCAGCCAAUCGAAGCUGGGGUUCUGGGUCUGGCCCCUCUCAGUCUUCAGUGGGCAGUGAAGGAAAAACUGACAGUCCAGCAGCAGCAGGAGGAGGCAGCAGCAGAGCAUGGGGAUCUUCAUCAUCCUCCAACACCAACUGUAACUUGAACUUGAGCCCCAAUGCUAACCCAUCUGCCUGGCCUGUGUUGGGCCAUGAUGGGUGUGGCGCGGGGGCAGGCAGCUCAGGGGGAGCCAAUAUCAUUUCACCUCCUCAAUCGACACCCAACUUCUGUAAUCCCACUGGCCCCCCUCCAUCCCAGACCAGCACAUAUACUGGAGCCAACACCAACAGUAACUCCUCGGGUAUUGGCAGUGCCUGGGGAGGUAUAGUGACCUCUGAUGCAUCAGAUCCACACCCCUCCCCAUCCACAAAUGUGUCUUUCAGUUCAGAACCUCAGAACCUUAAAACUGAUGGACCAAAUCAAGUGAAUAAGCAGGAACAACCUAGCCCUAUCCGCCACAUGCUUGGUUGGGGCACUGCAUCUGCAGGCCUGGGUUCAGUGGGUCAACAGCCAUCAGGUGGAAAACAGGUGAAUGGAGAAGAUAAUACAUUGGUAUGGGGUAUGAGUGGUGACUCAAAGGCACCUUCAUCUAAGGAGUUAACUGGCUGGGACGCUGGCUGGGGCCAUGGAGGAAGUGGCUCAGGAAAUACUGGAGGCUGGAGUGAACAGUCCAGUGGUGACUGGGGCAAGAAGCACACUGAGGAGGCCCAAGGAGGUUGGGAAGGCCCCAGCUCUCCACCCCAUGACACACAGCCUAGUUCUUGGAGUAGAGCUGUGAGCACAACUGGUGCAAGUGAAGGAAGCAGUGACAGCAUGGAAGUACAUCCAAGUUCUAAACAACAUCCAUCCAGAGAAACUCCAGUUCCUCCUUUGCCUGCCCAGGAUCUAGACCCCAGGGUGUUGUGUAACACUGGCUGGGGACAGACCCCUGUUCGUCAGCACACAUCUUGGGACAUGGACAAUACUAAAACCAAGAAUGACAUGGGCGCAGAAUCCUGGGACUCUCCAACUGUUCCAAGCGAUGCCCAGGGGCCCUCCAAUACUAACAUGGGUCCUCCUCAUAGAACUGACUCUGGGAGCAAAAAUGAGGUGCCUGCUUCUGAGGGAGCUUCUAGUUGGGGAGGAAACAUGGCUCCUACCAACCAAACCAACUGUGGUUGGGGUGAUCCACCUAACAACAUUAAGCCCCAAAGUGCUCCUGGUGGCUGGGGAAAUCCACCAAAAGCAGGGCCUACAUCUAGUAUGCCCAAGAAUAGUGGCCAAUCUUGGGGAGAAGAGAAGUCAACAGGGUGGGAUGAUUCUCACAGCAAGCCACAAUCCCAGAGUUGGGGAGAGCAACCCAAAGCAUCCCACAGCAGUUGGGGCAGUAGUGGUGGGAGCAAUUCUGCAAAUGACUGGGGAGAACCAGAAGAGAGCAAAAAGAAUCCACCCAACUCCACCUGGGAGGGAGAAACAGGUGGCGGCUGGAAAGAAAAUCCUCGAGGCUGGGGCAUGCCUCCUUCAGGGCCAGGAAUGUCUGGAGGAAACGGGGGCAGAGGAGAGCCUGUUAGCCAGCGUCCCAGGGACCCUUCCCAGGGUUGGGCAGGAAAGUCUCAGGAUGGGCCCAGUGGUAACACCGGAGCGGUCAUGAGCUCUUGGGGUGGCUCUGGCUCUGUCAAGCAGGGUGGGGGACGGAGCAGCAGUAAGCAGGAGUCCUCAGCUGAACCUACAGGGUGGGAAGAACCCUCUCCGCCCUCGAUACGACGCAAGAUGGAAAUUGAUGACGGGACCGCCGCUUGGGGUGAUCCUAACACCUACAAAAAAUCUGUGAACCUGUGGGACAGGAACAAUCCUGGGAUGUCCCAAGCAAAAACUCCCACUGGAGGCAAUAACCCACCGGGUACCAGUAGCAGUCAUCCCCACAAUCCCCACAAUCACGGUUAUCAAGGACCACCUGCACCUUUACAGAAUCACACCCAAAAUUCCCAAAACCCAGGUCCUGCCAGUGGGCCCAUGGAUCCUGCUGUGCAGCACCAGUCAGGGCCAUCUCACAACCGGGCUCCCCUGUUAGCGCAAGGUUGGGGAGAACGACCCAGCUCACACGCAAAAUCCGAAAACUCAUGGGGCGAAACCACACCUUCACCAGUCAGCGUGGACAAGGGGACAUCUGCCUGGGGUAAAUCAACUGGGGGCUCCAUUGGCUGGGGAGACGGCAACUCAGACAACUACAGCAGGGGGAACACAGCAAUGACUUCUGCAUCGUGCAAACUUGCCCCCAAACCUAUGCAAGACGGAUGGGGGGGCGGAGGCGAUGAGAUGAUGCUUUCAGGAGGUCAGUGGGAUGCAGAGGAGGGAGAAAUGUGGAAUAGCACAGCCUCUCAGGAGAACAACUCCUCCACCAACUCAUGGGGGAACACAUCCAAAAAGGUCCCACAAAAGGUGAAGAUUCCGGGAAAGCCGGAAGAUGCCUGGAUUAUGAAUCGUCUCAUUAAGCAGCUGACAGACAUGGGUUUCCCGAGAGAUCCGGCAGAGGAGGCUUUGAAGAGCAACAACAUGAACCUGGACCAGGCCAUGAGUGCCCUGCUGGAGAAGAAGACAGAACUAGACAAGCGGGGGAUAGGGAUCGCCGGCCACGACUACAACGGGCUUAUACACAAACCCAUGAGCUGUCCUCGGCCUCCACUUCUCUCCAAAGAACCCUCAGCAGACCCUCGCUCGCCCUUCAUGGAUAAACAAAUGCAGGGUGGAAUGUUUGGUAGUGGUGGAGCAGCACAAGCCCGGGCCAUGCCUCAGCCGCCUCCUCAGCCGCCAGUGCCGCCUCUCAGCUCUUCUCAGCCUAGUCUACGCGCUCAAGUGCCUCAGUUUCUCUCCCCUCAGGUUCAAGCACAGCUCUUACAGUUUGCAGCAAAAAACAUUGGUCUGAAUCCUGCACUUUUAACCUCACCAAUAAACCCUCAACAUAUGACCCUUCUGAAUCAACUCUACCAGCUGCAACUGGCUUACCAGCGUUUACAAAUUCAGCAGCAGAUGUUACAGGCGCAGCGCAAUGUUUCUGGACCCAUUCGACAACAAGAGCAGCAAGUUGCACGUACAAUCAAUAACAUGCAGCAGCAGAUCCAACAGCACCAGCGUCAGCUGGCCCAGGCUCUCCUAAUGAAGCAACAGCAACCUUCCCACUCCCACUCAGGCCUACAUCCGGGCGGGACCAAAUCCAGCAUGGAUUCCUAUCCAGGACACCCCCAGGUUCUGGGCCACCCUGACCUGCAGACCAAAGAGCCGCAGUCAUCUACCAACCCCUACAGCCCCUAUUCUCUCUCUGGACUGAACACAAACAUGAAUGUAAACUGCAUGGAGGUGGGUCUGUCUAUGAAGGAACCACCCCAGCCCCAAUCGCGCCUGUCCCAGUGGACGCACCCCAAUCCCAUGGAAAGCCUCUCUGGGAGCUCUUCUCCCUUGGAACCCAAUUUGAGCAAGCACAGUACCAACCUCGGCCCCCCUGGUAAGCCUCCUCAGCUGGAUGACUCUUACAGCCCCUAUAGCCUGAUGUCCAGCUCUGAGUCUCCUUCCAGCCCCCUGGUUCCCCCAGACAGCUGGGGGCAGGGGAAGAGUAGCAGUGACAAGAUGGCCAACGGGACCAACAUCAACUGGCCACCAGAAUUUUGUCCCGGUGUGCCCUGGAAGGGUCUCCAGAAUAUCGACCCGGAGACAGACCCCAAUAUGACACCGGGUAGUGUCCCGAGUGGGCCAACAAUCAACACAAACAUCCAAGAUGUCAACCGCUACCUGCUGCGAGACAGGAGUGCAGGCUCUUCUCCCACUUCAUCUCAGAACGAGGCUCUGCCUCCCUCUUCUGAUUGGUCAGUCAGUGCCUACACUAGCUCAUUCAGUCUGUCGUCCCCGGAGACAGAUGAUACAGGUAAACUGUCAGAGAUGAAGUCCACUUGGUCUCCAGGUCCCAUCUCCCACAGUCAGGCCUCUCUGUCCCAUGACAUGUGGAAGGUUCCACAGGGACCCCGAAGUAGCACGACAGCCCCAUCCCGCCCUCCACCUGGUCUCACCAACACCAAGCCAUCCUCUACGUGGGGAGGGAACUCUCUGGGUCUGUCCCAAGGCUGGAGCAGCUCAUACACCACAGCAGGCACCACCUGGAGUACAGACAGCUCCUCCAGGACCAGUAGCUGGUUGGUCUUGAGAAACCUCACUCCACAGAUUGACGGUUCAACUCUGCGCACACUGUGCAUGCAGCACGGCCCUCUCAUCACAUUCCACCUCAACCUGACACAGGGCAACGCUGUGGUGCGCUACAGCUCCAAGGAUGAAGCUGCCAAGGCUCAGAAGUCCCUGCACAUGUGUGUGCUCGGGAACACCACCAUCCUGGCAGAGUUCGCCGGAGAAGAGGAAGUGAAUCGCUUCUUUGCACAGGGCCAGUCGCUCGGCGGGACAACCAGCUGGCAGGCCUCUCCGAGCAACAAUCAGACGAGAAUGGGAGGGUCCGGCUCCGGCGCCUCCCACCCAAUCGGCCACGCCCCCCACUGGAACAACAACAACAAUGGCGGCGGAGGGACCGGCAGCAGCAAGGUCAGCGGGGAGCUGCUGUGGGGGGGCGUGCAGCAGUAUUCCAGCCUGUGGGGGCCCCCGAGUGGAGAGGAGGGCCAGGUCAUGGGGAACCCCAGCCCCAUCAACACGCUGCUACCUGGAGACCUGCUGAGCGGGGAGUCCAUGUAAGGACAACGGCGCAAAUCAAUAUGGAGAUAAUCAGCAAUGGAGUACCAGUCAAGGUGAAGGGAGAGACGAGAGGAGACCUCACUGCUCGCCGACUUCUUUUUCUUCUUUGUUUUUGGAGGAAAGUCGCAGUGUUGAGCUUUUUACACUCGGAGACACAGGAAGAUGUCUUUUCCUUCAAAGUUUUUACACAGGUGAACUCGCCGAGUGAAACGAGCUGCCAUCUUUAACUCCCUGCCUUUUUCGAGGCAAUCAUACUGCACCUCACAGACCUGCAAGAAGGCAUCAUUCCCAAAGUUAUAAAAACAACAACUUGUCAAUCAGAGCGCUGGUUGUUAUUCCUCGGCUGUUCCAGACUCUCAGCACUAAUAUUGGCCUUAACCUCUCGUCCUCCCCAGUCGCCCUGCUUCCCUGCCUCACACUUGCACACCCUUAUCUCUGAGCCAGUGAAACUCCACACGGGAGUCCAUGCUGCUGCGGCCUAACAGAAAGCAACCAGAGCUCCCAUUUACAAACAGUGCUUUUAUUUGGUUAUUAUUUUCUUUUUUUGUUUUGCAAAGCAAAUCCCCUAACAAAACACUCUCAAAGGGAAUGAUGCAACUCUGUUCGCCUUGUUCAAGCCAUUUAUUUUGUAGUGGGGUUUUUUUUUGGUUGUUUGUUUUUGAAGCAUUGCAAACAAAUUUCAAAGAUGCUAUUAUUCAGACAUGUUAGGGUUAGUUUAUUUUGUAGGGGGGGGUGGGCGGGGCUUACAAUACAACAUGAACCACUGCUAUUACUGUGGAGCUGUAACGACAUCAACAAAUAGUUGCACCUCAACUCGUCUCUCGCAGUUCGGUCUGGGACCUUCUCACUGCUGUUCAAAACCUCAAGACCAGAAUAUCAGCACCCCUCACCCCCCGCUCCCCAUUUGUCACGACAAAAACCCCAACCAUUUCAAAACGAGGUGCAAUAUAAGCCACAACAGACUGUAACCGUCCACGCUCCCGGCUGAUGACCAUAAGAGAACCACAUUGAACUCCUAUGUGACCUACGUGCAGCGAGCGCCACCCCCUGACUUACUGCCACUAAUAUAACCCCCCCCCCCCCCUCCUAGUGUGUGUGCGUGUGUGAGCUCAUGAGAGUAGCGAGCUGGUCAUUCACCUUAAGCACUUCUCAGCAGGC
Molecule: messenger RNA, 6856 nt
Organism: Entelurus aequoreus (snake pipefish)
Lineage: Eukaryota; Metazoa; Chordata; Actinopteri; Syngnathiformes; Syngnathidae
Gene: tnrc6c1
Product: trinucleotide repeat containing adaptor 6C1
Exons: 21
Coding region: 134-5698 (1854 amino acids)
Biological process (GO): miRNA-mediated post-transcriptional gene silencing; positive regulation of nuclear-transcribed mRNA poly(A) tail shortening
Cellular component (GO): P-body; nucleoplasm
Molecular function (GO): RNA binding; protein binding
Source: RefSeq, a predicted model, not a curated record